Molecule: messenger RNA, 1108 nt
Organism: Raphanus sativus (radish)
Lineage: Eukaryota; Viridiplantae; Streptophyta; Magnoliopsida; Brassicales; Brassicaceae
Exons: 1
Coding region: 240-992 (250 amino acids)
Biological process (GO): response to photooxidative stress; photosystem I assembly
Cellular component (GO): chloroplast thylakoid membrane
Source: RefSeq, a predicted model, not a curated record
UUUUAUUACAAGAUCCUCGGCAUCUAUACACACAUGAAUCACGAUAGUAACCACAUGUCAAAAUAAUAAGACAGAGACAGGACCUAUAGACAUGUAAGUCACUACUUUCACCACGCGGCCAUGGACGUGCUUCCCACUUUCUUUAAUUUUUUUUAUUCUACUACUUAUAAUCUCUAUUCGCUGCAUAUAUUUUCCCUUAAAAUUACAAAGCCCAUCUCUCAAAAAAUCAAAAUCGAAGUAUGCCUCCUCCGGCAAUGCUUGCGUUUGAUGAUGGUCUAGAUCACGAGUGGAAGGGUUUCACAGUUUUUCCUGAAGAAAACCCUAACCCUAACUAUAAUCUUAAUUUCUUGGUGAAGAAGGCAAUUCUAGAGGGUGAGAAAACAACUGGUCCUAUUUUCUCCCGUCCUUCGGAAAGAGAAGACAGCUUCAGAAUGGUGUUACCUCCGGCCAUGCCUCCGCCUAGAGACUCAGCAGUACCGCUUCCUAUGCUCCCUGAGCCGAUGAGGAUCCGGAAGAAACUUAGCCACCAAGAAUCAUCUCAUUUUAGAAGGAAAUCUCGUUACUCGGAGAAAACCUUCUACAAGGAAGAAGAUUUCAAAUGUAAAGCCUUCUGUUUGUCUCUACCUGGCUUCGGGAAACAAAAGUCGAAACGCCAAUAUUCGAUGGAGAAGAAGAUGAUCAGUACAUCUUCUUUCACUAACUCCACCGUUUCAACACGCUCCUCGGUCGAGAUAUUCGAAUGCGGUUCUUGGGCCUCGACAACAGCCCUGAUGCAAGAUAACGGAGGAAGAUAUGUGCAAGAACUGGUUACUUCACGUUCGUCUAUAAGAGACUACCAGAGAUCGGCUGAGACUUCACCACGCCGUGUGAGAUUUUCCACACCUUCUUCGGCUUCCGUUUCUUGCCCUACUUCGCCGCGGUCUUGUAUCACCCCACGAUUGCGUAAGGCUAGGGAUGACUUUAAUGCCUUCUUGUCUGCUCAAGAUGCUUGAAUAAGGAAGAAGGAAAAACAGAGCACCAAGACCUUUUUUUAAUGGAAGUAUGUUGUGUGUAUGAUUUAUGUGUUUAAUCUGAGAUUAUUCAUGUUUUAUUUUGUUCUUGGUUAACA